Molecule: messenger RNA, 1965 nt
Organism: Asparagus officinalis (garden asparagus)
Lineage: Eukaryota; Viridiplantae; Streptophyta; Magnoliopsida; Asparagales; Asparagaceae
Exons: 6
Coding region: 180-1820 (546 amino acids)
Molecular function (GO): chromatin binding
Source: RefSeq, a predicted model, not a curated record
GUUCUUCGCCAAUGUGCACAUUCUUCAGCCUCUGUCUAAUUCUCAGGUUCAAUUUGAGUUCCUGUUGGCCAGCUUCCAGUGCAAUCCUCACCUGUUCCUGACAUUCUUCUUCGGAGUCUUACGGUUCUUAUUCGCCUUCGUCGGCGUUGGAUUUUGGGGUUAGGGAUUUUGGUGAGCGCAUGAAGUGGAAAUCGAGGAGGGAGCUUAUCUAUUGGCUGGGUUCGAUUGUUUCCGAUAAUAUACCUUGCACAUCCUUGCUUAUGGAUGAUAGAUUUGCGGAUGAUGCUGAACCUUCUACUAUACCAAAGGGCCUUUCCUCUGGGACCAUGGGACACCUUUCUAAAGAAUUUUCAUGGUUAGGUCAUUCUUGGGAUUGCAAGAAGAAAAGAAAGCAUUAUCGAUUCUUUUGCCGAAGUGGAGUGACAAUCUCGGUCAACGACUUCAUCUACAUAAUGGGUGAAGAGUACAAGAGGCUUGUUGCAUAUGUGGAAGAUCUAUAUGAAGACGCAAAGUCUAACAAAAUGGUUUUGGUACGCUGGUUUCAUAAGAUUGAUGAGGUUGGUAUUGUUUUGCCUUCUGACACUAACGACAAAGAGAUUUUCUUUUCUCUUUGUCUUCAAGAUUUCAGCAUUGAGUGCAUAGAUGGAUUGGCUACUGUCCUUGGUGUCCAAGACUUUGACAGGUAUCAGAAAGAGGAUAGAAAAAGAUUUGGCUCCUGGCAGCCAUAUUUGUGUCGAAGACAGAUUGACAAUGGUGAGGUUAAGCCUUUUGACGUCACACAAGUCCAAGGUUAUUGGAAACAGGAGUUGCUUAGAUCCUUAUAUGCAACUCCGGACACUGCACUAAAGCUGCGGUUGAAAAUAACACGUGGUGGCAAUGGAAGUCAUAGAAGUACAAGCAUUUCAGGUAGCGGUAGGGAAAAGCACGUGAGGACUUCCUCUGAACCCUCUUUGACGAGGAGAGAGUUACUGAAGCUGAGGCUUGUUCAACAGCAAAGACAUCUGGAUCCUGGGUGCUAUGUUGAGGUGCUCUCUCAAGAUAGUGGCAUCAGAGGAUGUUGGUUCCGUUGUGUGGUUCUCAAAAGGCGGCAUGAUAGGGUGAAGGUUCGCUAUGAGGAUGUCCAAGAUGCUGAUGAUACUAGAAAGUUAGAGGAAUGGGUCUUGGCAUCACGAAUCGCAUCUCCAGACAAAUUGGGCAUCCGAUUGCAUGGUAGACCGGUUGUUCGUCCUUACACCUCAAAUAGCAGCAAGGAUUCCAGUAACCUCGAUGUUGGCUCUAUUGUAGAUGCAUGGUGGCAUGAUGGUUGGUGGGAGGGAAUUGUUAUCCGCGAAGAAGCAGAAGGAAAACUUCGAGUUUAUUUCCUAGGGGAGAGGAGAGAUUCUACAUUUGGGAUUGGUGAUUUGAGACCAUCACAAGACUGGGUAGACAAUAAGUGGAAUCAAUUGAAGGAUCACCACAAUGUGGCUAAAUCAUUACUAGCUGAUAUGUCUUUUGAUCAAUCCCCAGAAACAGGGAAAAGAGCCUCGGUUCCUAACCUUUCUGAAGUCUGCAACCUCGAGAGCUUGAAAUGGAGUUCAUCGAGGAAAAGAAGGAGAUCAAGGGAGUUACAUAAAGAGAGCUCAAAUGGGAAAAGAGAAUGCAAUAGUGGAAGCAGUAGCAGCAUCCAAGAGGACAUAGAAGCCGUAUCUGAUGCAUACAGCGAGCUUUUGCUACCUAAAACUUUACCGGUUAUUGAUAACAGUAACUGUAAGAUUGGAAGAACUGAUCCUAUGCUUGUUACAUCUAUGUCUCUUUGUUCUAGCUUGGUCUUGUCCCAAUGACCAUGAUGUGGGUUUUUUUUUGCAUUCCCACAAUUUUGUUCUUUCUAGGUACCUGCAGGGAUUUAAACAUGCAAGGGUAAAUGCUGUAGAUAUUUCUGUGUAGAAUAGAUAAUGGUUAGAAUUCUCAAUGCUUUACUUCUUCCAA